UUUAUAUAAAAAUAUCAUUUACUAUAACUGAUUCAAUUAAUAAAAAAUUAUAUAAUUAAAUGUUAUUAAUUAAAAAAGUAUUAAAUAUAUUUAUUAUUUGGGAUCAAUUAUGGGAUUAACACUUUAAAGUGUAUCCUUUUGUGAUUUUAGGAACAUUUCAAUGUACUACCAAAAACAGUUGAAGAUGCUUCAACAACUUGGCCAUUAUUUGCUACCGCAGAAGAUUUUCUCGCCGUCGCAACCACCACCUCCGUGGAACGCCUUCUGCUCCGCCGCUGCCAUUGACGGAGCCAACCAUCUCCCUUUCAUGUUUCAUCUUUUAAAAUCUCCUUACCCUGUUAUCUCUCCCUCUGAUUGUUGAAUUCCACAUUUUCUCACUUCCCCAUCUUACCUCCGGUCCUCUCUUCUCCUUUCAGAUUUGCUCUCUGUUCCCUAAUUGUUUGGGUUCCCUAAUUACAAUCCUUAUGGUAUAUAUUUUUGUUAAUGCUUACCUCAAUAUAUGAGUGACCUCGAUCUCACUUUUCCCUUGGGUUCCCUGUUUUCAGAUCUUAGGGUUUAGAUUUUACAUUUUCAUCCUCACCUAAAAUCAUCUUCUCGUUAAUGUUUAUUUGCUUUUGAUGUUCUCUGUUACGCUGAAACACAGCUUCUUCUCUCGAGGGCAAAAUCGUCUUUCAAGCUUGUAGGAAGUGUCCAAUAUCAUAAGCCCAUUUCGAUUGUACCUUAUCUCCAAUUUGUAGCCCAAAUUGUGCCUAAAACAGUAAUAGCCCCUUAUUAUUUGCUUAAAAAAUUAAAAACAAUACUAAAAGUAACUGCGGCUAGUUUUAGAAUUUGCUAAUCGUAUAGUCAUAAUUCAUGGAACAUUGGAUUAAAAAUAAAAAGUAAGAUAAUAAAAAGUGGAAUGUGUGUAAUGUGUAGUCACGUGAAAGAAGUUUUGGGGAAAUUAAUAAAUAUAAAAUAAAUGGAUUGAAUUAAAAAAGUCCGUACGGUGCAGUCGUACAGGGUAACCUACCCACUCCCACCUCUUUUUUUU
Molecule: messenger RNA, 1030 nt
Organism: Arabidopsis thaliana (thale cress)
Lineage: Eukaryota; Viridiplantae; Streptophyta; Magnoliopsida; Brassicales; Brassicaceae
Exons: 2
Coding region: 161-361 (66 amino acids)
Source: RefSeq, marked reviewed